GGGAGGCGCCACUUUUCAUUCCCCGCUCUCAAGCGAUCUUGCGAACACCUUAGACUCUCUUGGGAGUUUUCGAACGAGUCCGACGGUUCCGACGAAAAAAACAAAUCGAAUAAUCGAACAGUAUCGCGACGCGCGCGCACCCCGAAAUCGCUGCAGCGACCGAUCUGUUUCCGAUUCGAUUGCGGAUUCCGACAGUGACCAUGGAGUACGGAUGGAGAGGAUCGCCCUCCAACCUGAAGCAAGGCCCUGCUAACUCGAACACCGCAGUCCAGCGCAUGCUGCAGGAGCAACAGCAGGGCAUGGAACCCAAUCCGCAGUCGUUCACUGGCCGCCUCGAGCCCCGACGGCGCGCCCAGUUUGAGUGGCCCCCGAGGAGAAGCUUUGUCCCCGUGGAGGCCCAGCUCCGAACCUUGCCCCCUCUGCCCGUCAACGCAACAGGUUUGAAGAAAGUGACCUGGCCGCCACCACUGGAGGACUACGACGUAGAGGACGGAGAGCAGGAGCCGGUGUAUGCACAGGCCGCCCCCGCCACCAACGGCUUCGCCAGUCCGUCGCCCCAGUACGCCCAGCAAGUGACGAGGCCCGGCCGGCAGCCCGUCCAGCAGCAGCAGCCCCAGCAGACGACGCCGCGGACGCCGCCGCCGCACCGAAGGUCCGCGUCCAGAGACCGCACCCGCCGGUCGCCCGCCUGGACGCCGCCGCCCACCAUCAUCAGCCUCCGGCAGUCGCCGCCCAUCCACCAGGAGCCCGCCCCCGUCGUGGUGUCGCAGCCAGCCACCGCCAGAAUGCAAGAACAAAGCACUCCGGCCCUCCAGAACGGCCACCUUAGCCGGACCAACUCCACCUCGGUCUCGCCCAACCCCGGAACGCCCAAACCUACCCGCGUCACCGCGAAGAACCGGGGAGAUCUCAAGUGGCCGCCCGAAGUCGUCGAAAUCAUUCCAGAGACGAUCGCUUUUGAGGUUCCUCUAGCAAAACUGGAUGAACCUAUUGUGAGGCAGAGCGGAGUGCGCGCGCGCGGUGACGCCAAGUGGCCGCCGCAGGAGUACAAGACCCGCGCCGACGAGGAGAACGCCCAGCGCGUGGCCCUGGCCAAGGGCCCCGUGUGUAGGCCCCGCCUGCCCAAGCGGGACUACAGCAGCUUCUUCGAGCAGCACAAGGUCAACUCCAUGUUCCCCGGCUACCGCGCGCCCCCCGGCACCCAGCACUACGUCGACGAGACGGGCGUGUCCGAGUUCUAGCGCCAGCCAGCGCGGUCCAACGUCGACGGCGAGGUGCCCCCCUCCGAACCCCCUCCCCCAGGGCCAGCCGGCUAGCCGCAGACCCCCCAUGCCGACCACGGGCGCGUUCGGCGCCAAAACACCGUGCCAACGCGACGUGUACUUCGCCAUAAGUUGCUGAACACGAUUAUUGGUCAUUGCCGUUAAGUUGGCAGACACUGCCGCUCAUUGCUGUUGAGUUGGCAGACGUGGCUGAAGUGCACUGAAGUGGCGGCUGGGUUGGCCACACUGGCAACACGGCAACGCACACGCAACCGAACCGUCGGACUUGUAUGUCUCUGAGUACAGUGUGCGAACGAAAUCCCCUGGCCCUGGGGCCUGGAACCCCUCGGGCAGGCGCCCGCCACACCAGAACUCAAACAUGCUGUACACAAAACACACACACACACGCUUCGUGGAGAGUAAAGGCUUGCAAGGCGGGCUUCGCUUUGGUCGCGUUGCUCUCUUUGUGAUAUCGGCGGAUCGACGCAUCCCGAUGCGAUGUACCGCCGAUAAAUUUAUCCUAAUAGAUUUAAUUUAAGUUGUUUUUAUUUAAAUAAAACUUGUUGUUUUUUGUCGUAUUUUCGUUAUGAUUGUUAUUAUUCUUGGAAUUCUGUCCCGUCUAAUGCGCGCUUUGUAGAGGACCGACAAGCACGGACUCCGGCAACGGAUCGUUUUAUAAUUAUGCUGUGAUUGCUCAAAUUUCUAUUAACAUUAUUUUUAUUUUGUCAUGAAAUAAACAAAUUACUUAAA
Messenger RNA from Thrips palmi, 2012 nucleotides. RefSeq names its product extensin-like. The coding region runs from base 201 to 1241 and encodes 346 amino acids. The record is from RefSeq and is a predicted model, not a curated record. The transcript is spliced from 8 exons. NCBI's taxonomy places the organism in Eukaryota, Metazoa, Arthropoda, Insecta, Thysanoptera, Thripidae.